GGCGGGGCGGACGGCGUCCCCUUUUCCGUGCCCGAUAACAGCGAUUUCUGCUUUAUUUGGAUUAGUCAGAGUUAGCAUUAGCGUUAGCUUAGCGAUAGCGCAGAAGCUAACGCUUCGACAUGGACAGGGAGAAAAUCGGAGUAAUCCAGUGUAACUCGGGAUAACGCGCGUUUGUGUCUCGUUACACAAUUAAACCAGUUUACAGUAAUAUUAAUAAUUCAGCGAUAGCGGUGUGUCGUGUGUAGUUAUAUAAACCUCCAGCUAGCUAACUAGGCUAACUAAAGGGAGUAAUUAGCGGUUCCACAAACUUUCCUGAGUGGACACAGCGCUGUUAGCAUUGUCUUAUUUAUCUUUAUUUACAGUAAAACCAUGGAUUUCAGCGUCAGGAGACUGGCGGCGGACGCUGGGACUUUUCUCAGCCGUGCAGUUCAGUUCACAGAGGAGAAGCUGGGCCAGGCGGAGAGAACCGAGCUGGACGCUCACCUGGAGAACCUGCUGACCAAAUCCGAGUCGACUAAACACUGGACGGAGAAGAUCCUGAAGCAGACGGAGGUGUUACUGCAGCCCAAUCCCAAUGUGAGGAUGGAGGAGUUUCUGUACGAGAAGCUGGACAGGAAAAUCCCAACACGGGUCAACAACCACGAGCUGCUGGGGGAGUGCAUGAUCGACGCUGGACACGAGUUCGGACCUGGAACAGCAUACGGCAGUGCUCUGAUUAAGUGUGGUGAGGUGGAGAAGCAGCUGGGAGGAUCAGAGCGAGAGUUCAUCCAGAGCUCAGCCAUUAACUUCCUCACUCCCUUCAGGAACUUCAUCGAUGGAGAUUAUAAGACCAUCUCAAAGGAACGUAAGCUGCUACAGGUGAAACGCCUCGAUCUGGACGCAGCUAAGACACGGCUAAAGAAAGCUCGAGUAGCAGAUGCUCGUUCUGCUGAGUGUAGCUCCACCCCCUCACCAGGAGAGGAGUACGUGUUUUCUUACAUGUUCUCCUUCUUGCAUGUCAGAUGGCUGAAGUUUUGGGCUCAGGAGGUCCAGCAGGCAGAGAUGGAGCUGAGGAUAGCUCAGAGUGAGUUUGAUCGGCAGGCGGAGAUCACCAGGUUACUGCUGGAGGGAAUCAGCAGCACUCAUGCUCAUCACCUGAGGUGUCUGAGUGAUUUUGUUGAUGCUCAAGCUGUGUAUUAUGCUCAGUGUUAUCAGUACAUGGUCAAUCUACAGAAACAGCUCGGCAGUUUUCCUUCAGCUUUCUCCUCCAAUAAUAAUCAACCUGCUGCUUCUGCUGCUGGAAUUUCUGUCCCUGCAACCUUGCCUGCGACUCUGACCCCGACCCCCACCGUGACCCCAGGUCAGAGUUCACCGAGCCUUAACGAUCUGCGGAACUCCUGCGGUCCACGGCGAGCGCGCGUGCUUUACGAUUACGAUGCAGCCUGCAGCAGCGAGCUGUCCCUGCUGGCUGACGAAGUGAUCACAGUGAACAGUGAGCCAGGCCUGGACUCUGAUUGGCUGAUGGGGGAGCGAGGACAUCAGAAAGGCAAAGUACCCAUCACCUACCUGGAGCUGCUCAACUGAGAGAACACACACACACACACACUCCAAACCCAUUUCUAAUGUGUGAUUUCAUUCUCCAGUGUUUGUGCCUUUUUGCUCAUGAAUAGCCAAAAACAGACUUUAGAAUGUCAUUAAUGUGCCAGAAAAAGAUUUAUUUUAUAUUCAGUGUGUGACUUUAUAACAAAUCCAGAAUGCUAUGACAUGUUAUAAUGCUUUAUAAUUAUACCAGGUGUUAUCAUGCCAAAUGGAAUAAUUAUUACUGUUUCUUUUGGAGAUUAUGAAGGAGAGCAUGAGCCUAAUCCUGUUUGGGAUUUUUUUUUUUUUUUAAACACGCCCUUAUUGACUUUCCCUUGUCCACUCAGCCGUGUUGAGGUCAUGCUACAGGUCAUUAAAAUGGAAUGAACCCUGCGGACUUUAGGAACAGUGUUUAAGCUGUGAAUAUAAAGAACAUCUGUUCAGUACAUCCAUUUCUGUGUGUUUGUGUAAAGCAGUUAUAAUGACUUGGAGACCUGUGGUCUGAGUAACAGAGCUGAUGUUACGCCGUUAAACAGUUUAUUUAUUAUUAUAACUGGUCAGUGAAACCCCUAUAUUUCUAUUUACACAGAGCGGUCACUCUUUCGGGUCGAAGGUGUCCAACGCCGUGGCUUCCGCAGCAGUUUGUAUCCACUCUGUUUCAGAGGAGUUCUCGAUGAGAGAUUAUGUAAAUGAACCUGAAACCAUGGAGGACACUUCAGACUGAAAUAAAGUGUUUGUGUACAGUCCGUUUUUCGGAUAAACCCUCGGGUUAAAAAGAAAAA
Hemibagrus wyckioides is the source of this 2339-nucleotide messenger RNA. It is a transcript of the gene sh3glb1b, whose product is annotated as SH3-domain GRB2-like endophilin B1b. Gene Ontology annotation, molecular function: protein binding. The record is from RefSeq and is a predicted model, not a curated record. Gene Ontology annotation, cellular component: cytoplasm; membrane. The transcript is spliced from 11 exons. NCBI's taxonomy places the organism in Eukaryota, Metazoa, Chordata, Actinopteri, Siluriformes, Bagridae. Bases 370 to 1563 code for a protein of 397 amino acids. Gene Ontology annotation, biological process: membrane organization.